CCCAAUCCCAAUCCCAAUCCCAAACCCAGAUGCUGAACAUGAUCCUCCUCCUCUUUCUCCUUGUGGUUUUCCUUUUUAUUCUCCGGUUCUUAUCAAAAACAUCCUUCAUACACAUCCUUCUCAACCAAUUCCAGUGCUUGGAAGAUAGGCUUCAUGUUCACCAAUCCUAUAGAGUUCCUCAGUUCGAUCAUGUUCAUCGAGAAAACGAGCUCUACCGCAAGGUUUCAACGUAUCUCAACUCUCUCCCUUCCUUGGAAGACUCUGAUUUCACUAACCUUUUCACCGGUUCCAAGUCCAACGAUAUCCUUCUUCGACUCGAUAUCGAUCAGACAAUUCGGGACGUGUUCCUCGGCGCUAGAGUUACGUGGACCAUCGAGAAACUUGAAAAGAAUGGGACCAGGGUAUUGGUGUUGAGGCUCAGAAAGAACGAUAAGCGUCGAAUUCUACGUCCAUACCUCCAACACAUACUGUCUGUUGCCGGAGAUAUCACUCAAAGGAAGAAAGAGCUCAAGUUGUGCAUGAACGUCGACAGUCCAUCAGCCGAGAACGGACGGUGGAGGUCGGUACCGUUCAAUCAUCCGGCGUCAUUUGACACUCUUGUAAUGGACAUUGAUCUGAAAAACAGACUCAAAACCGACCUUGAAACGUUUCUCAAGUCCAAGCAAUUUUAUCAUAGGCUAGGCCGUGUUUGGAAGCGGAGCUAUCUUCUAUACGGCCCGUCGGGGACCGGAAAAUCCAGCUUCGUCGCGGCAAUGGCUCGAUUCCUCAACUUCGAUGUGUACGACAUCGAUUUAUCCAAAGUUAAUGACGAUUCCGAUUUGAAGAUGCUAUUGCUGCAAACCACAAAUAAGUCGAUGAUCGUGGUCGAAGAUCUUGAUCGUUUCUUGAUGGAGAAGAAAAGGGGUGUUAGCUUAUCGGGGAUAUUGAAUUUCAUGGACGGAAUCAUAUCUUGCUGCGGGGAAGAAAGGGUGAUGGUGUUCACAAUGAACAAGAAAGAUGAAGUUGAUGAAGCCGUGCUUAGGCCUGGGAGGAUCGAUGUUCAUGUGCACUUCCCAUUAUGUGAUUUCUCUUCAUUCAAGAAUUUGGCUAACAAUUACCUGGGUGUCAAGGAACAUAAACUUUUCCCUCAGGUUGAGGAGAUCUUUCAAGGAGGGGCAAGUUUAACCCCUGCAGAGAUUGGGGAGAUCAUGAUAUCCAACAGGAGCUCCCCGACUCGAGCGCUGAAAUCGGUCAUCACAGCAAUGCAAACCACUGGCGGUACAAAAAGUAGAAGGUCGACUUCCGAUGAUGAACCGGUUCGGAAUCCAGAGGAAACAAGUGGUGAUCAAGGGGGGAGUCUUAGCAGGGAUCAUUCGGUUAGAGAUUUUCGGAAACUAUAUGGACUUUUGAAAAUGGGGAGUAGAAGAAAAGAUGAGCCAUUGGAUUUAGGUACAGUUGAGAAAGACGGGGCAUGAAAGCUUGUAACAAAUAGAAUUGUAAACAGUACCAAACAUU
Hibiscus syriacus is the source of this 1494-nucleotide messenger RNA. Its product is annotated as AAA-ATPase At2g46620-like. Lineage: Eukaryota; Viridiplantae; Streptophyta; Magnoliopsida; Malvales; Malvaceae. Gene Ontology annotation, molecular function: ATP hydrolysis activity; ATP binding. The record is from RefSeq and is a predicted model, not a curated record. The transcript has a single exon. The coding region runs from base 30 to 1454 and encodes 474 amino acids.